AUCUGUGGAUUACAUAACAGUAGCCUGAAUAUUUCUCUCUCUCACACAACACAAACUGCUCAGCCUCCUCGGCACAAUGGAGAAGGGACAACUUCAUGCUGCCAGACAGAAGCACAGAGCUGCAACUCACAAGGUUGCAAUUCCUCAAGAUGCAUAAACUACAGCAGGAUAAAAAUAUGCUGAACUGGAAUCUUUCAGAAGAUCAGUCUACAGAAGAAGAUUUUAUAUUCCAUCAGUGAUGAAUUUAUCUCUGCAGCAAUCUACUCUAGAACUUAAUAUAAGUAGCUUGCUAGGAAAUAAUACAGUGCCAACUGGAAAGACUAAGUCCUCAGCAUGUGAGCAAGUGGUAAUAGCUGCAGAAGUUUUCCUCACACUUGGCAUUGUGAGUCUCCUAGAAAACAUUCUAGUCAUCUUUGCAAUUAUAAAGAACAAGAAUUUGCAUUCACCUAUGUACUUUUUUGUAUGUAGCUUAGCAGUCGCCGACAUGUUAGUUAGUGUUUCCAAUGCUUGGGAAACCAUUACAAUAAAUCUGAUCAACAACAGGCAUCUAAUUAUGGAAGAGACUUUUGUACGUCAUAUUGACAAUGUUUUUGAUUCGAUGAUUUGUAUAUCUGUGGUGGCUUCCAUGUGCAGCUUGCUGGCUAUAGCAGUCGACAGAUAUGUCACCAUAUUUUAUGCUCUACGUUACCAUAACAUUAUGACUAUGAGAAGAGCUGGAAUCAUCAUAGCAUGCAUAUGGACCUUUUGCACAGGAUGUGGGAUCAUCUUCAUACUUUAUUAUGAAUCAACAUAUGUUAUAAUAUGUCUUAUUACAAUGUUUUUCACUAUGCUUUUUCUCAUGGUGUCCUUAUAUAUACACAUGUUCUUGUUGGCUCGUACUCAUGUUAAGAGAAUAGCAGCCUUACCUGGUUACAAUUCAGUUCACCAGAGAACAAGCAUGAAGGGAGCCAUUACCUUAACCAUACUGCUUGGCAUUUUUAUUGUCUGCUGGGCCCCUUUUUUUCUCCACCUUAUUUUGAUGAUUUCCUGUCCACAAAAUCUUUAUUGUGUGUGUUUUAUGUCCCAUUUCAAUAUGUACCUGAUACUAAUAAUGUGCAAUUCUGUAAUUGAUCCUAUGAUUUAUGCAUUUCGUAGUCAAGAAAUGCGAAAAACUUUUAAAGAAAUUAUUUGCUGCUAUAGCCUGCGAAUGUUUUGUGACUUGCCUAGCAAAUAUUAAUAACACCCUGAAAAAUAUGUUUAUCAAAUUUUCUCUGCUUUUAUUGAAAGUUCUGGCAAUUCUAUUCUUGCGGUCAUAAUAUUGCUUAAUUCACCUUGAAGUGAGAUGGGAGAGAGGCGGCCUGUCACCGUUGAAAAUAUCAAAGCAAUUGAGCCUCAAAAUACAUGUUAAAUAUGUACUAUAUGAAAAGGAGUUUAAACAUGUUAGUAAUGUUGGUAUGUUGGCAAUGUUGCAUUUAUAAUAUAUUAGGGUUCAUUCACUAAAGUGUGAUUUAAUGCUUUUUUGCAUUAAAAUUGACGCGAAAAAAUGCGUGAUUUGCUAAAGUAUUAUCGCGUGUGUUAAGUCGCUAAACAACGCACGAUCGCAAGGCGUUAAUUUUAACGCAUUGCGUUAAUUCUCGAGCACAAAUAAUACUAAUGCAUGAUUCACAAACACACGCUCGUUUUAUCGGACUUAAGUGAAUCAACCCUAAUUGAUGUUAAAAAAAAUAAGUCGCCCAUCCUAUAAAUCAGGAAGAAUAAACCACUACAUUUUACAUUUAAAUGCUAUAGAUUUUCUUGCUGGUUUUUGAAAAACUGGAAAUGUAUUCCUUAAAAUCACAAUUCAUAUUAAUGAUAUAAAGGAGCAUAUGCUUUGAUAUGGCAACAACAUGUAACCAGGUCUGGACUAGGAGUCAAAAUAGGUCCUGGCUAGUGAUGAGCGAAUUUUUGCGGCAGGCAUGGAUUCACAGCGAAUUUCUGCAUUUCACCCUGGAAAAAUUUGUUGCGCGUUAAAAAAAAAAA
This is a messenger RNA of Xenopus tropicalis (tropical clawed frog), 1998 nucleotides long. It is a transcript of the gene mc5r, whose product is annotated as melanocortin 5 receptor. The record is from RefSeq and is marked provisional. Gene Ontology annotation, molecular function: melanocortin receptor activity; G protein-coupled receptor activity. NCBI's taxonomy places the organism in Eukaryota, Metazoa, Chordata, Amphibia, Anura, Pipidae. Gene Ontology annotation, cellular component: membrane; plasma membrane. Gene Ontology annotation, biological process: G protein-coupled receptor signaling pathway; signal transduction.